This is a messenger RNA of Eimeria mitis, 2355 nucleotides long. RefSeq names its product DNA replication licensing factor, putative. Lineage: Eukaryota; Apicomplexa; Conoidasida; Eucoccidiorida; Eimeriidae. Gene Ontology annotation, biological process: double-strand break repair via break-induced replication; mitotic DNA replication. Gene Ontology annotation, molecular function: ATP binding; single-stranded DNA binding; single-stranded 3'-5' DNA helicase activity. The transcript has 19 exons. The record is from RefSeq and is a predicted model, not a curated record. Bases 1 to 2355 code for a protein of 784 amino acids. Gene Ontology annotation, cellular component: nucleus; MCM complex.
AUGUCUAACCCUGCGGGUGGUUCAGAGGGCCCAAGGGGCCCCUUCGUUACACCCGAGGCCCCGGGGGGCCCCCAGCAGUCGAUGGCGGGGCCCUCAGCUUUUGCUUCAACAGCAAACAACAACAACACAGCACGAGAAGACCCCGCUACUGUUCAGGACACGAACUUUGCGGUGUUUUUCGCUCACUUUUUGAGGGUUUAUAGGGGCCCAGGCCCCUCAGAAGAUGAUGCUGAUCAGCCAGAAGAGAUAGAAGGGCUCCCAGCUGAUAUAGCAGAGUUUUACUAUCUGCGUCAGCUCGCGGGUUUACUAUCGAGGCCCCGCAGCGUCUGCAGUUUGUUAGUUCGUCUGAAACACCUAGAGGGGAUUCAGCCGCUGCUGCAGGAGCGGCUGCAGCAGCUGGCGAAUGAGGUCGCCCAGCGCAUCUCCUGCAGCUCUUCUCCGGUGUAUCUGCAGCUCCAUGAUGUUCCUCGUUAUGUACACAGCAUAAGCGGGGUUCGUUGCAGCAUGCUUGGGGGUUUAGUGUGUGUCAGGGGUUUAGUAACCCGAACCACCGACGUGCGGCCUGAGCUGUUGUUUGGCUCUUUUCGCUGUGAAGACUGCAACCGCAUUGAGGCUGCUGUGCCCCAGCAUUUCAAAUUCACACAGCCCGUGAAGUGUUCAACCCCUCAAUGCCACAACACAAAGAACUGGCGUUUGUUGCCUGAGGCGUCACAAUUCUCAGAUUGGCAAAAACUGAGGCUGCAGGAGCCGUCUGGGGAGAUGCAUGCAGCUGCGGUGCCCAGGUGUAUAGACGUUAUAGCCAGACACGGCCUGGUUGACUCUGUGUAUGCUGGUGAUGUGGUGCUGGUGACGGGGGCCCUCAUUGCUGUCCCCGAUGUGCCCGCGCUGCUCAAGCCUGGAGAAAUACCCAAGUCUGUGCUGCGUCAGUCGCAGCGGCGGGCCGAGGGUUUGGGGGCGGCAAGCGCAGUGUGGGGCCACGACGAUGUAAAGAAGGGUUUGCUGCUGACGAUCACUGGGGGAGUUACAAAGGAAACAGGAAGCUCUAGACUCAGGGGAGAUAUAAACAUGUGUAUCGUUGGGGACCCAUCAACCAGCAAGAGCCAGCUGCUCAUCUGGGUUGAGGGUUUCUCCCCCCGGGCGGUUUUUACUUCCGGCAAGGGCUCCACUGCUGCAGGGCUCACUGCUGCUGUCGUUCGUGAUCCUGACCAGGGGGACUACGUGCUGGAGGCCGGCGCACUGAUGUAUGCAGACCAAGGUAUUUGUUGCAUCGAUGAGUUCGAUAAGAUGGACGAGAAAGACAGAGUGGCGAUACACGAGGCAAUGGAGCAGCAGACUAUCUCCAUCGCCAAGGCCGGCAUUCAGGCUACUCUGAACGCUCGUGCGAGUGUAUUGGCUGCCUGCAACCCUCGGUUUGGUCGUUACGACCGCAGCAAAAGUUUUGCUGCUAAUGUGCAUAUUCCGCCCCCUUUGUUAUCUCGCUUUGAUUUGUUGUUUACUCUUAUUGAUGAAGUCGAUGAAAACAGAGAUAGCGCUAUCUUUGAUCAUCUUGCCUCUUAUCAUAUGCGGCCCGAAGAUGCAGCAGCAACAGCAACAGCAGCAAUAGCAGCAGAUUGCCUUACACAGGAUGAGCUGAGGCUUUAUGUUGAAUGUGCUCAGAAACUAAAACCCAUCAUCACUGACGAAGCAAAGCGGCGGCUGGUGGAGGCCUAUGUAGCGCUGCGGCUGUUGGAUUGCCAGCCGGGGGCUCAGCACAAUAUGAGGAUUACUGUGCGCCAGCUAGAGUCUCUCGUUCGUCUCUCAGAGGCUGUUGCGAGGCUGCACUUUAGCGACUUUGUGUUGGAGGAGCAUGCACAAGAAGCCGUCGAUAUCUUCCGGAGUUCUUUGCACCGCAUAUUACACACAGAAGACAUUCAGCUAUCAGCAGCAACAGCAGCAGCAGCAGCAGCAGAAAAGGAGGUUCAGGACGCAUCUGCUGCUGGCGACGGUGGUGACACCGCUGCAGCAGCACCAGGAGCAGCAGCAGCAGCAGCAGCAGCAGCAGCAGCAGCAGAAAUUAGAAUAUCUCACGCAGACUAUAGAAGAAUUUCUUCACAAAUUUUGGAUUUUAUAAAACAAAAAGAAAUAACAGAAGAAACAAAAGAUCAACAACCCUUUCAGGGUGUACACUCCACUCUUGUUAUUGAGUGGGGCGGCCUGCACCCGGUGGCGAAGAUACUGCAGCAGCAGCAGCAGCAGCAGCAGCAGGAGCAGCAGCAGAAGCAGCACCGGAAACAGAAGCAGCAGCACAAGCAGCAGCAGCAACAGAAACUGCAGCAGCAGGAGCAGCAGCAACUGCAGCAGAUGAUGGAGAUCUAA